CCAUUGAAGCGUACACGAAUUUGCAAUGCAUUGUAAUUUUGUGUACAACUUGCAGUCGAGUCGAGUCUCGUUGGAUUGAAAUCGUGUGUGUUAUUGCGACAUUGAUCAGAUUUCGUUAUAUCAUUCUUAGUUUCACCAUUUAGAAGGAACACCAGCACUGACAUCGGACUACUUUUUCUCAAGAACAGAUUGACAGAUUAUUGGAAGAAACCUUUGGGAAAUUUGUAUCUUAUGCCUGAAACUGAAACGAUGCAUCGACCAACCAUUUCCCCACACAUGACUCAUGUAGUCGCAGGAGGGGUUGGUGGUACUGUCGGAGCUGUCAUAACAUGUCCUCUAGAAAUUGUUAAGACCCGGCUCCAGUCGUCCACCACCACGUUAAGACCGCUUCCGGCCGGUGGCAUCUCCGUGUCAACAGGGGGCAGUAUCAUCCAUGUCGAAGACUGCGGAAGGAGAACUGGUAGCAUAGUAAAAUGUAUCAAGCAAAUCAUCGAAGCGGAAGGAGCGACGGCAUUAUUCAAAGGCCUGGGACCAACUCUUGUGGGAGUCGCCCCGUCCAGGGCCAUCUACUUUGGUGCUUACGCCAACACAAAGAGCUUCCUCAACUCCCGUCUGACCCCAGAGUCAUCCCUGGUACAUCUCUUAUCUGCAGGUUCCGCAGGUUUCAUCUCAUGUUCAUUAACAAACCCCAUCUGGAUGGUAAAAACCAGGAUGCAGUUGGAUGAAAGGAAGGGGCCUGCCUACAACAACAUGCUCAAGUGCGCAAAGCACGUCUACCAAACAGAGGGUCUGCGAGGUUUCUACCGGGGUGUCACCGCCUCUUACGCCGGGCUUUCAGAAACGAUGAUCCACUUUGUGAUAUACGAGAAGAUCAAGCAGCUCAUCCAGGCCCAAAACUACAGUACUUCCAGCGACCGCAGACCCUGGGACUUUGUCUGCUUCAUGGGGGCGGCAGCUACGUCCAAGACGAUUGCCUCAACGUUGGCCUAUCCUCACGAGGUCGCGAGGACAAGGUUAAGGCAAGAAGGGAACAAGUACAGGACAUUCUUCCAGACCUUAAUCACAAUCUUCAAGGAAGAGAGGUACAGGGGGCUCUACGGGGGUCUCGGCACGCACCUCGUCCGACAGAUCCCCAACACCGCCAUCAUCAUGGCCACUUACGAGUUCGUCGUCUACCUUUUCAACCGAUGUUGAGCGGAAAACAGACGCGAGCAUCGUAACAAGGGAUUCAUGUGCAAUAGAGGCCCUGCAUCUCUCCUCGUGUUUCUGCCGGUUCUGCAGCAUUUUUCUGAGUGACAGAAAUGAACAAGGCUGGAACCGCAAGAAAGAAUGGAGCAAGGAAGAUGAACAUUGCAGGAUCGCUGCUGCUUCGUGGAUAUCAUCAUGGAGAUCAUCAUGGAUAUCAUCGCGUACAGUGGCGGACUGCAUAAAUCGGCGAAAGUUGACAGUAGAGAAUUGGAGAGCUAUUCAGCCGAACAAUCUGGCUACAAGCUAAUAGCAUCCUGGAAACUAUCGUGGCCGAGUUCAGUCGACCCUUGUUCAAAUCCAAGAUGUGCUCUCGAGUAUCGCUCUCUACACUGAAAGAUCUUGGACAGCAUGGAGAGAUACAUACAUGUAGAAGUGCCCCCAAGUGGGCAUGGAUUGGAUUUACAUGUAGAUCUGGUGUCUUUGAAGUCGAGGAAUGCCCUUGCACCACCAAGUUAUCAUUUCGGAUCCAUGGCUGGCUCAAGAGUGGAAUAAGAGCUUUCCCAAACAUCAGAAACUGAGAAAAGAACAAUGAAAUAAGACUUGAAAGAACUAUAGUUUGAAGAGAUUUUAUCAUCCUUUUCAUACGAUGCCUUGAUGUGAAUAUUAUACAAAAUGGACUAAACGUGGAUUGGUGAGGGAGUCUUAUCUGGUUACGUCCAACAUGGUAUUAUUGUACUCUAUUUCAAAUUUAUAUAUAGGGCACAAACAUGUUAUAUAUAGGCAACUCAUUGCUUCAUUUGAGCCUUCCAUUCACAUUUAUAUGUUGGGUAUACCGGUGUAUUAUAAUGCAAGUGCUGCAGAUAAGGAGAAACAUGAUUAAAACAGUAUUUGACAGUUUGUUUUCCACUUUUUAAUUAAGCGUUGACCUCGGCCAUUGACAACCGACAGAUAUCUGGCUGUUUAUCCAAAGAGAUUACAAUGUUGGGACUUGCAAAUCUUUCUCAAAAUGUUGGAUUCUAAACAGGAAAUAUGUCAUCAGCUUGAAAUUUGUCACACCUCAAAACAAACGUGAUAGUUUUUUUCACAGACUUUGGAACAUUUUCCAUCAGUACUAUGAAUUGAAAUCAAUGCAGCUUCCCCCCCCCCCCCCCCCCCUUCCCAAGAAACUAUCAUGUUAGGAGUGUACUUUUUAAUAAAUGAAAUUUUGUAAUGUUUAAACAAAAUGUCCAUUUGUUACCCGUUUUUACUUUCCUCUCUUUAAUACAAUAAUGAAAAUUUAUUCAUACCAAAGGAAGUAAAUGCCAGAAAAUGUGUAUCUGCAAUUUGUGUAAGUUCUUAGAACAGAACGUUCCUCCAGUUUUAGACAAACUAAAGCGUGUAUGUUUUUGUUGAUGGUUGUUUUUUUUCUUCAAAAUUUCUCUCAGUUGCUCCCAUUCAUAUUUUAUGAAAGUCCUGGGUUUGUUUAUUUCGAAAUCGUUCUUUCCUGGCAGUUUCUUGUAAGAACUGGUGGGAAUCAGUGCUCUUGACAUACAAAGGAACAAACUGUGUCGUCUGCUUGUUCAUUAUCAGAAAACUAUGCUGGAAUGAGAUACACGUUUACGUGCGUGCAAUGCAUGCAUCAUUAUUGUUGAUUUUAUCAAACAUUUCAACAUAUAUUUGCACCAUGUUUAUCAUUUGGGGUCGUGUAGUUUCGUCCCUUUCCUAUUUCUAAUGAUUAUUGAAAUCCAAGACUGCUUUCUUUCUUUAUACAUGUCUACCUCUUCAGGUAGCAAAAAAGAUAAGAAAUAAGAAAGAGAGAAAGAGAGAGGAAGAAAACAAAGUGUACUGUAGAGUUUUUAGUUUUGACUUUUGAAACCUGGCAAAACUAAACUGUAAGGAGAAACUUGUACCAUAGGAUUAAGGAAAACGGCCAACAUGUACCCUUGUAAGUGAGAUGAAUAGACCAUUGGAGGUUAAAAAUAUUGUCAGUAUUAAGUGCAUUCAAAAUUUCAAAUGUAACAUAAUAUGAAUGUGUUUCAACUUUCAUAUCAGCUUUUUUUUCUUGGGUCCUUUACAUGUAUAUUACAUUGCAUCUGUAAUUUUUCUGAAAUAAGUUUAUUUUUCUACAUUUUGCUGUUGUGCAUGGCCAUACGGCUUUGCAUGAAAUUGAACAGAGAUGUAUUAUUUGUUUACUUAAUAUUGUCCAUAGUAUAGUAUACUGUAUUUGUACAUUUUGGUGGAAGUUUACAAGUAGCGCUUAUGAGAGUUGGCACGUAAGAUCAUUAUACAUGUAUUCAGCAUCAAUGACAGUGUAUAUAUUUCCAUACAUUCAGUUUACAAUGUACUUGGGUAUCGGUGAAAGGGUAUCACGAACUCUGCACAAUACUCUGCACAAUACUCUGCCCAUCAUUUAUAAUAACGGCCUCGCUCGUUUUGGCAUUAAUUUGGCUACCUGGCUGACUAAUUGCUUACUGCCAAAACCACCUUUAAUCACCACAUAGGAAAUUGAUCAGCUGAUGUGGUUAAAAGGAAAUGGUGACCAUUCGGGGGGGGGGGGGGGGGGGGGGGGGGGGGUCUAAAAUGCAAGGUCAGUCGAAGGGCUAUACAUGUAGUGUUGGGUAUUUUAACAGUCUGCAUUGUUAUACUGCCUUGGGCUGUUAUGGCCUGUUUCUCCGCAAUACAUAUUUAGGAUUGUUCACUGUUCUGCUCCAAUUAUGAUAUCACUGCAGAUCUUUUUAUUUUAGAAACGAGUCUAGAUGGAAGACAUAAAUCUUUAGGUUGAAGGUUGAAACGCUACAACUAGUCAAGCUACAACAACAAUUGUUUUGAAAGAUCAUGCCAAGUUUUAAGCGAUGCCAUUUCAGAUUUUCAGGACUUAAAUGAGGGAUGAUAAUAUACAUCUGAUGGAAGUUUUAAAUGAGAAUUUCAUUUGUUAAAGUACAUGUCCAUACUAAGUGCCUUUUGAUUUUCCGUAAUUGUUUUUCAAUGAACCAUGGAAAUAUCAAUGAUUUCGUGUUCUAAUAUUCAAAGAUAGGGAAUGUCGGGUUAUAUAUUUAUAGGCAUGUAAUUAUUCACUCUUGUUAAAUCUCCAUUUUUUUACAAACAUGUGUGAUACCUCAUGAUUUUGGUGCAUUCACUUCAUUAAGGUGACGGGGUAUCAUGCUUUAACCUUUAAAUAUCCUUGCAAUCCUAUUUUUACUGAUGAUAAAUUUUAAGUCUAGGUAUACGGAAGGCAUAGCUGUACCAUUUGUUUAUUUCACACUGUUUACCCCAUAAUAAACACAUCAUUAGAGCCACAUAACUUGAAGACAUAUGUACAUGUACAUAUGUGUUGAUAUAGUAAGACCUUUUGUAAAGCAUUUAGUAGACAAUAACUUUUUCUUGCAUGUUUACCCUAUAAGAAUAUGUUUGAUCCCCCGACAUGUACAGUAAAUAAUGAUCAUUGAAAAUCCCAAAUCAAGCGAAAAAAUAUUUUUCUGAUUAUCAACUAUCGUUUGUUUAUUUUUUGACAAGAAAAGAUUACUGUUUGAGCUUCCAUAUUAGAUAGUUCCAGUAAACAUACUGGAAUUAUCUGUUUUUAUGAAAGAAAUACAAAAUAAAUUGUGCUUGGAUGUUUCGUGGAUAAAACUUUCAAACUGGGGUUGUAUUAUCAGCAUUUUGUCUCGGGUGUUGCCCCAGUGAGUGAUCUUCUGCUUGUCAAUGCAAAGCAUGUUUGUAUUAUAACAAGUUGUACAUUUGUUCUAUUGUAUGAAGAGUAUGAAGAAAGAAGAAUAUUUCUUCAUGAGAAGAGAAUGUGUUUUUAUGGCAAUAAAGGAAUAAUGGAAAACAUGUGAAAAUUGAAA
Strongylocentrotus purpuratus (purple sea urchin) is the source of this 5009-nucleotide messenger RNA. RefSeq names its product solute carrier family 25 member 36-like. The record is from RefSeq and is a predicted model, not a curated record. Gene Ontology annotation, biological process: pyrimidine nucleotide import into mitochondrion. Gene Ontology annotation, cellular component: mitochondrion. The transcript has 7 exons. The coding region runs from base 232 to 1194 and encodes 320 amino acids. Lineage: Eukaryota; Metazoa; Echinodermata; Echinoidea; Camarodonta; Strongylocentrotidae. Gene Ontology annotation, molecular function: pyrimidine nucleotide transmembrane transporter activity.